Messenger RNA from Thunnus maccoyii (southern bluefin tuna), 1031 nucleotides. RefSeq names its product beta-galactoside-binding lectin-like. Bases 101 to 508 code for a protein of 135 amino acids. NCBI's taxonomy places the organism in Eukaryota, Metazoa, Chordata, Actinopteri, Scombriformes, Scombridae. Gene Ontology annotation, molecular function: galactoside binding; carbohydrate binding; laminin binding. The record is from RefSeq and is a predicted model, not a curated record. The transcript is spliced from 4 exons.
UCCUCCCACACUGUAUAAACUCUCCUGACGGUGCAGUGAGGCGAGGCCCUGCAGCACUCUCACUCCUUCUCUGCUGUAAUUCUUGACCACAUCUGCAAACAUGAUGACCGGAAUGAUUAUAAAGAACAUGUCCUUCAAGGUCGGGCAGACUCUGACCAUUGUUGGAGUCCCUAAGCCUGAUGCUACAAAUUUUGCUGUGAAUAUCGGCCCUGAUGACAAGGAUAUUACAAUGCAUAUCAACCCUCGUUUUAACGCCCAUGGAGAUGAGAAUACGGUGGUCUGCAACUCUUACCAGGGAGGCAGCUGGUGUGAAGAGCACCGUGAGGGAGGUUUUCCUUUCCACCUGGGAGAGGAGUUCAAGUUGACCAUCACAUUCACCCCUUCGGAGUUCCAGGUGAAUUUAUCAGAUGGCUCUACAAUCCAUUUCCCCAACCGCAUGGGUGCGGAGAAGUACUCAUUCAUCAGCUUUGAUGGGGAAGUUCGCAUCACAAGCUUUGAAAUCAAAUAAACCUCCACCCUCCCAGGAAUCGUUGGAUUGAAAUCCUGUUUUACUUUUAAAAAAAAUUUGUCUGGCAUCAGGUCACUUAUUGCCCCAGCUUUCAAAUUCCUGGUAUAAGUAGUGCCUUACACGCUUAUCACAUGAGGUACAGUGCAAGAAUUGAGCUUGUUUACAAAUGCAGAUUCAGUAAACUACAGAGAAGACUACAGAUGAGAUAGAGACAUACAUAGUUAUAAUGCUCAGAUGUACACGCAGAAACACAUACAGCAAAUAUCACUGCAUGUCCUUCUUGCACACGUGACAGAAAAGCAAACCAAACAUAAAGUACCCCAAAGUUGUCUGAGUGUUAUUUGCUUUGCAGUUUCAACUGUUAAGCUUAAAAGAACCUACCGCAUAAAAUGUGAUCAGUUGUCAUUUAAGGUGCCUUGAAAAUGCAUUGUGCUUUUUUUUUUCUUUCUCCCAAACAUUCCAGUUUUGUAACUGAGUACAUUGCUUGCCUGUAUUAACACAUAUUAAAGCAGGAUAAAACAUG